GAUGAAAUUUUUAUACCACCAGCUCAUGUACUUGAAGUACCUACUCUUCAAAAGAUUACUGGCCUGACAUGGAGUGAAGCUUGUACCAAUUGCACCUUGCUGAAAAAUGAAAGUCAUCACAACGUCACGCUUAUGAAAAAAGGAACUUUUGAUAUAUACCCUGAGUCAAGCUGUCGUGGCUCUCGAUACACAGUCAGUAAUGUGACAGGCAUGUUUGCUAAACACGGAUUCCUACCCAUGUGUGUAUUGGAAAAUGCCAAAUGCUUUGAUUCUGACGUGAAAGUAACACCCUUGCAUCAAUGCUGGAAAAGUGCGAACAGCGUUCUUUACGUGGAGUAUAUCUUGGCGCCAUUUAUACUUACAUGCAAUUUCAUAGUAUUUACUACAACACUGACCUCAAAGACUCUCAGAAGAGUCCCGUCGAUAGUUCUGGUGGCAAAUUUGGCUAUGAGUGAUUUUCUUGUGGGUAUAUAUACUCUUGCAAUAACUUCAUCACGUCAUGCAAUGUCUUAUCAAAGGUUCUACAGCGUGAUGGAUUAUCUUUGUCCUUUGCUGGGUUUCCUGUGGUGCUGUGGGCAGAUGUCUGCUGCCCUGUCAUCAGUGCUGUUGACAACAGAGCGAUACAUCGCAAUAAUUUUCUCCAUGAGACCAAACGUUUCUUUUACAUCAAAACCUUGCAUGUGUGGUGUGCUUGUUUCCUGGAUUAUCACUAUAAUUGUCGCUUCGCUUCCGUUUCUGAGCAUUGGAACAUACACCAGUACAACAUUUUGCCUCCCUAUACAACCUAACAGAGGAGUGAGUUCCUUUGCCUACAGUGCGGGCCUUAUAGCUCUUGCAUUCCUCCUCUAUACGAUCACCUUACCAAUGUACGUUCAUAUUUUCCUUUUUGUCAAGAAAUCAGGAAAUCAGAUUGGUAUAAAGAGAGAUGGAAAGUUGGCAAAAAAGAUUUUAAUUUUGAUUAUUAGCAAUUUAUUUUUCUUUCUUCUCCCAGUUUUUAUUGGUCUAUUGUGGGUAUUUGCCGGGAAAAGUUUCGGUAAUGUUUCUUUGUCAACGAGGGAAAUUCUUGUUGGUUCAUUUACGACUCUUUGCUUAAGCGUCAACUCAUUUUUGAAUCCCCUUCUUUAUGCAUUUCGAAACAGGCGAUUUCAGUUUGUGAUCAAACGUAGGUACUACCGUGUCGUAAACCGCAACGUAGUAGCCGUUCAAAAUGUCAGCUAU
This is a messenger RNA of Porites evermanni, 1218 nucleotides long. NCBI's taxonomy places the organism in Eukaryota, Metazoa, Cnidaria, Anthozoa, Scleractinia, Poritidae. The record is from the annotation of a GenBank genome assembly.